AAGGGGUCAGCUAAACUGGGGCAUCCUGAGAAAUCUGGGGCCCAGGACAGGAGGGGAAACAAAAGAUGGAAGAAUGUGGAUCCUUGACGUCACUGUCACCACCCCUGGAAAAGUUCUGCAAGAGUGUCAGUGAGGACCACAAGGAACCGGGACUGGUUCCUUCCUAGGACUAGCAGCCAGGGCCGGGGUGCACUGACUUGCUGCAGGGCUGGAGAGGUGAGGGGCAGAGCUCCAUCUCUCACUUGGAGCUUCUUGGGGCUCCAGCUGAUUUUCAGCUCUCCAGGGCUGCCUUCUCAGUCUCAAGGUUAAAGAAAAGAAGGUAGAACGUGUUCAAACACCAGCAUCGCAAAACGAGAGAGAAUAAAAAGAAAAGUCCGGGUGGAUAUUAUCUCUGGACUGAGAUGGCUGGAGAAGCCUCGGCUAAGCCAGGAGAAAGACAGGUCACCAUCCAGAGGGCAGGAUGGAAAAUGCCCACCCUCCUCACGUUGUUGCUCUUGCAAGCUGCAAAUGCACUGAAAGGCCCGAGGCUGGUGUCUGGGAGGCCUGGGGGAGCUGUCACCAUCCGUUGCCACUACAGCCCCUUGUCCAUCAACAAGCAUGUGCGGAAGUACUGGUGCCGCAUAAGCCCGGUGACACGGGUUUGCCACACCGUCGUGUCCACCACCAACUACACUCACCUCGGCUACCGCGGCCGCGUGGCCCUAGUAGACUACCCGCGGUGCGGCUUGUUUGUGGUGACGCUGUCUCAGCUGUCCCCGGAAGACGUGGGGCGCUAUCGCUGUGGCAUUGGCAACAGAAACAACGUGUUCUUCUUCAGCAUGAAUCUGACCGUCUCCACAGAUCCUUCCAGCACCAGCCCCUCAGCUACUCUGGCUACAGGUGAGUGCGUCAUGAGAUCCUCUGAAACGGCAUCACCAGCACCCAACAGACAGACCUCAGGAGCCACCCAGACUGUAGAAGGACAGGGGACAGGAUGGGACAGAGUUGCUCUGCCUCCAGGAACCAACAAAACAAGAGCAUCAGCUGAGGGAAGGCAGACCCCAGGGACAACUGAGGCAGUAGCUGUAGGGACAGCCAGCCAGGGAGAGGGCUCUGUCUGGACAACAGUCCCCAUUCCAGAGAGUCUGCCUUCAACAAUCCAAGGCAUAUCCGGUACGACAGAAGGUAUUUGGGUGUGGGACACCAGAGGCUCAGUAGCAAAUACAGCUAGGCCCAGCGAGGCAGGGAGGGAGACAGCUACUGAGGCCGGUGGACCAUCAGAAGAAACAGACUGGGUCAGAACAGCUCUGGAUGUCACUGGGAAGGUCCCAGGGACCGGUAGGCCAUCGACUCUGGUCUCAGGAAAAUGGGUGCAGGAAAUCCUGUCAGAAACAGUGACAGCUGCGGCUCAGCCACAAGCCCUGGGCUCCAAUGAAGGAAGCACCCCAGCUGCGAGUGUGUGGACCCCAGGACCUACCAGCAUAGAGAUGGCGUCUGAGCAGGAAGCCACCAAAGGGGACCUAGACAUGCCUGUUGGAGACAGCGAUCCCCAAGCCACACCAAGCCAGGCCCCAGCUGCUGGGUCCGUGAUGCCCAUGGGCAAGAGGUCCUCCAUGAUGAGCGCUUCUCCGGGAGAGAAAAACAUCUCUUGGAUCCUGAUUCCCGUUUCCACGGUGCUGUGCCCCCUGACCCUUGUGGCUUUUGGCCUAUUGCAAAAGAAGCUCUGGACAAAGCAGAUGACUCAGGAGACAGAGAGGGCAGCAGCGGUCACCUUGAUUCAGAUGACAUAUCUCCUGGAACCGAGCCUGCAGCCAGACCAGCUGCCCCACAUGGAAAGGAACAUGCUCCGGGAUGACUGUCCUCCCCAGAUCUGUUAGCCAGCUGUCUGAACUUUAUGUCUGGGCAAAGCAGCCUUUGAGCAAUGGGAGAGAAAGAAA
This is a messenger RNA of Lontra canadensis (Northern American river otter), 1916 nucleotides long. RefSeq names its product Fc fragment of IgA and IgM receptor (gene FCAMR). Gene Ontology annotation, cellular component: plasma membrane. Bases 402 to 1856 code for a protein of 484 amino acids. The record is from RefSeq and is a predicted model, not a curated record. The transcript is spliced from 7 exons. Gene Ontology annotation, molecular function: transmembrane signaling receptor activity. Lineage: Eukaryota; Metazoa; Chordata; Mammalia; Carnivora; Mustelidae.